AUGACCCGAUACAAGAGCACUCCCCUCUACGGCGGCGCCUUGGUCGCAGACCUGCCCGAGAAGUUCGCCGACGUCAGAUGGCGCCCCACGCCGAACAGCAAACUUCGCGAGGUCCCCGACAACCAGGAGGUCUGGAUCGACUCGGACGGUUUCACCAGCAUCAUCUUCGACAUCACGGAGCGCGUCGGCCCCGCGGGGAGCAGCCCCGAGAUUGACGGCCGCGCCAUGACGACGCACCUCGAGGAGCUCGUUGGCGAGGACAUUGACACCGUCAAGGUGUGGAACACGACCGAGACGUCCUUCUCGAGGCUCAGCCCCGACGUCCCCGCCUACACCCUCAUCGCGACCCAGACCCCCCGCGCCAAGAAGUCCGGCUCGUCGGCGCCCGACUUCACGGCCAUCAUCCUGACGCUGCUGCGCCUCGAGAAGGAGUCGACCGACAUCCUCGUCACCAUCAACGUGCCGCACAUCAAGGGCGAGUACGACGAGGCCGACGUCGACCUCGAGCUCGGUAAGCAGGGCAAGCUCAUCGGCGACGCCGUCGAGUACGCCGCCCGCAUCUGGGAGACGUUCAAGGUCAAGGACUGGACGCUGUUCCAGGAGGUUUGA
Molecule: messenger RNA, 609 nt
Organism: Colletotrichum spaethianum
Lineage: Eukaryota; Fungi; Ascomycota; Sordariomycetes; Glomerellales; Glomerellaceae
Product: putative Ras-related protein Rab7
Exons: 3
Coding region: 1-609 (202 amino acids)
Biological process (GO): protein import into nucleus
Cellular component (GO): nucleus
Molecular function (GO): small GTPase binding; guanyl-nucleotide exchange factor activity
Source: RefSeq, a predicted model, not a curated record